Molecule: messenger RNA, 2991 nt
Organism: Danio aesculapii
Lineage: Eukaryota; Metazoa; Chordata; Actinopteri; Cypriniformes; Danionidae
Gene: mark4b
Product: MAP/microtubule affinity-regulating kinase 4b
Exons: 16
Coding region: 18-2084 (688 amino acids)
Biological process (GO): protein phosphorylation; microtubule cytoskeleton organization; intracellular signal transduction
Cellular component (GO): cytoplasm
Molecular function (GO): tau-protein kinase activity; ATP binding; protein serine/threonine kinase activity
Source: RefSeq, a predicted model, not a curated record
UUCGAGAGGUGCGGAUCAUGAAGGGGCUCAACCAUCCAAAUAUUGUUCAGCUCUUUGAAGUGAUCGAGACAGAGAAAACGCUCUACCUUGUGAUGGAGUACGCCAGUGGUGGUGAGGUAUUUGACUACCUUGUAUCGCAUGGGAGAAUGAAGGAAAAAGAGGCACGUGGUAAAUUUCGUCAGAUUGUGUCUGCAGUUCAUUACUGUCAUCUGAAGAACAUUGUUCACAGGGAUCUAAAGGCAGAAAACCUCUUGCUUGAUGCCGACUCCAACAUCAAGAUUGCUGACUUUGGCUUCAGUAAUGAGUUCACUCUGGGCAGCAAACUGGACACGUUCUGCGGCAGUCCACCCUACGCCGCACCGGAGCUCUUUCAAGGGAAGAAGUACGACGGGCCAGAAGUGGACAUCUGGAGUCUGGGCGUGAUUCUCUACACACUGGUCAGCGGAUCACUACCCUUCGAUGGACAGAACCUCAAGGAGCUGCGUGAGCGCGUGUUGAGAGGGAAAUACCGUGUGCCGUUCUACAUGUCCACUGACUGUGAAGGUAUCCUGCGCCGCUUUCUUGUGCUCAACCCCACCAAACGCUGCACCCUGGAGCAAAUCAUGAAGGAUAAGUGGAUCAAUGUCGGGUAUGAAAGUGAUGAACUGAAGCCUUAUAUAGAGCCUGUGGAGGAUUAUAAUGACAUCAGCCGUGUUGAUGUAAUGGUAGGAAUGGGUUACUCGCGAGAUGAAAUCAAAGAUGCUCUGACCACCCAGAAGUACAAUGAGAUAUUCGCCACAUAUCUGCUUUUAGGUCGCAAGAAUGAGGAUGGCACGGAGUCCCGGUCGAGCAGCAGUCUUUCCCUAGCACGUGUGCGGCCCAGUGCAAUUACCAACGGCACCAGCAAACACUCAUCCACCUCCUCGUCCAGCUCCACCUCUGCCUCCAGUCACACUAAACCCCAGCGCAGCGCCUCCACCUACCACCGCCAGAGGAGACACAGCGACUUCUGUGGGCCGUCAGUGCCAGUAGCCCAUCCAAAGCGCAGCCCCACGAGUACAGGAGAAGGGGAUCUGAAGGAGGAACGUCUGCCCUCGAGGAAGACCAGCAGCAGUGUGGUAGGCAGUCGCAGCAUCCCUCCAUCCAGCCCUAUGGUCAGCACCGCCAACAACCCCAACAAGUCUGAGAUACCGGAUCGCCGCAAGGACAUCAAUGCAACAACGAACAACAUCCCUGCCAGUGCCAUGACCCGUAGAAACACUUACGUGUGUACGGAUCGCACCGGCACCGACAGACACUCCUUACUCCAGAAUGGGAAAGAAAACAGCUCUUUGUCACAUCGAUUACCUCCAGCUUCCCCGUCCACCCACAGCAUUUCUGGUGCCGGGGCCUCCAGCUCCACUUCAUCUGAACGUUCUCGGCUGACGAGGGGCUCCACCAUCCGCAGCACCUUUCAUGGGGGCCAGCUCCGGGACCACCGGCCUCCCACCCACGCACCUCCCACCUCACCCACCCUUUCCCAUGAAGCCAGCCCUCUGCCACACUCCCGUAGCCGUGCCACCACAAACCUGUUCACUAAGCUGACCUCUAAACUUACCCGCAGGGUCAAUCUUGACCCCUCUAAGCGCCAGAGCUCAAACAAGUCAGUCUCGGGCUGCACUCUGCCACAGGGAUCAAAAACAGUUAGGUCACAGACGAACCUGAGAGAGUCUGCAGAUCUCCGGUCACAAGCUACAGAUACAGCUACAAAAAGUCAGGCUAAAAAACACAGUCGCUAUCUAUCUGGGUAUCAAAAAGCGACAGAGCCCCGGACCCCCCGAUGCGGCUGGGAUGUGAGAGUGCGGAGCCCACGGGACCCGGCUGAGGUGGUUCUGGCUCUGCGGGAGGCGGCGCAGGGCUGCGGUUGCCAGGUCCACCAAGCCGGGCCCUUCCUCCUCUCCUGCACCCAUGGUGCCGCCGGUUCCCGUGUUGCCUUCGAAGCGGAGGUGUGCCAGCUGCCCAACGGCCCCACCGAGACCAGCGGUGUUCGAUUUAAGCGCUUAUGGGGGGCACCGCUCGCCUUUCGGGACAUCGCCGCCAAAGUGUCCAAAGAACUUGAACUCUGAGGGCGACAGGGGGUGGAGGGCAGGGACAAAAGCAUAGGACAGGACGAUGGGAUUAGUGAAAGUAGCCCCGCUCACACCCCCGCUCCCUCUAAGCCUACAAAGACUGGCACACACACAUUGAGAACUGGGCAUCUGCUCACACAAAAGCCCUGCUGAAGGAACUCCUUUUACCGGGUCUGUUUUACCGCUGAUAUUACCUGGUAUCUUAGCCAUGUUAUUUUUAACACCCAUUUUUUGUCACAUGGUCACUCUAUACAUUGUCAUUCCUUUUUAACUGCUGCUAUUUAACUCAUUUUUGAUUUCAAUUCUUCUGCUGCACCGGCAGGGAGGAGGAUGUUUUAUUUGAUCCUUUAAAUAACCAUUUUCACAAACAAACACCUGUGAACGCCAUUUCCAAUCGUAGACUACAUGCGGAGCCUCUGAUAAUGCUGAAAGUGAUAGCAAUUUCUCAGCAUAUUCUUUUUUUUAAUUAUCUUCCUUGUUGGUUGUUUGUUUUAGCCAUCAAACUUGCCAGUGGUGCAGGUUGAGUAGGUGAUGUCUGCUUUCCUGAGCCUCUUUGUUUUUAGAUUCAUCAUAUUUACAUGGUCACAUCGUAGCACUUUAGGGCUGAGUGAGCAACACCACCUGUUUUAAAGCAGUUCUCCCUUCAAAUGGUGCAAUUUUAUCCCCGUUGAGCCAAGUCGAGACACAACGCUCUUUGUGUUGCUCUUGUACGUGUUGUACGCUGAUGAGAAACCUCUGUUAUUUUGCCAGAAGUGCACUCUGCUGAAUGGCCGCAAACAGACUGUUGACUUUGUUUAUCUUCGAUUUGAAAUAGCAAGUCCUCAUCGUCAAGAUUGGAAUAUGUCUGAGCUGUGCAAUGUGAGAAAAUGCAAGAAUGAUUAAUACAACAUUUGUCUGAAAUCCA